Molecule: messenger RNA, 4973 nt
Organism: Epinephelus moara (kelp grouper)
Lineage: Eukaryota; Metazoa; Chordata; Actinopteri; Perciformes; Serranidae
Product: pyridoxal kinase-like
Exons: 11
Coding region: 224-1147 (307 amino acids)
Biological process (GO): pyridoxal 5'-phosphate salvage
Cellular component (GO): cytosol
Molecular function (GO): pyridoxal kinase activity
Source: RefSeq, a predicted model, not a curated record
CACUGCACAUCACCCGCUACAACCAACCACCACACGCGCUCACACACACCGCCAUCCUGCGUGUGCCACACAGCUGGUUAGCUAGCUAGCUAACAUUGCUUCUUUCAAACGGGCGGCGUUGUGUUUUACAGUUUAGUUUGUUUCCCGUACUGUUAUGUGUAGACGUGACUGUCGUUGAGGUAACGGAUUAUCUGCAUCCCUCCUCGGCUGACCGGGAGCCGCCAUGGAGUGCCGUGUUCUGUCCAUACAGAGCCAUGUAGUCCGGGGAUAUGUGGGCAACAAGAGCGCCUCUUUCCCAUUACAGGUUUUAGGAUUUGAGGUGGACUCCAUCAACUCUGUCCAGUUCUCCAACCAUACAGGUUAUUCUCAUUGGAAAGGCCAGGUGUUGACAGCAGACGAGCUCCACGUUCUUUACGAGGGAAUCAAACUGAACAACGUACAUCAGUAUGACUAUGUUUUAACAGGGUAUACCAGAGACACAUCCUUCUUGGAGAUGGUAGUGGACAUUGUUCAGGAGCUAAAGAGGGCCAACCCCAACCUGGUGUAUGUAUGUGACCCCGUCCUUGGUGAUCAUGGAUCUAUGUACGUUCCUCAGAAUCUUUACCCAGUCUAUAAGAACAAGGUGGUUCCUGUUGCUGACAUUAUUACACCCAACCAGUUUGAGGCUGAAUUAUUGACAGGGAAAAACAUCAGCACAGAGAAAGAUGCCGUAGAGGUUAUGGACCUUCUCCAUGCUAUGGGCCCAGACACAGUGGUCAUCACCUCCUCUGAUUUGCCCCCCAGACUGGGAGACCGCUUCCUCGUGUCGUUGGGCAGCCAGCGCCAUGUUCGUCCCGAUGGCAGCAGGACGACACAGAGAGUUCGAAUAGAAGUUCCCAAAGUGGACGCUGUCUUUGUAGGAACUGGGGAUUUGUUUGCUGCUAUGCUGCUAGCGUGGACACACCACUAUCCUAAUGACCUAAAGACGGCCUGUGAGAAGACUUUUUCAGUGAUGCACCAUGUCAUCCAGAGGACCAUUUCGUAUGCUCACGAGUUAGCAGGUCCUGGUCGGAGGCCCAGUCCGCCCCAGCUGGAGCUGAGGAUGGUUCAAAGUAAAGCUGACAUAGAAGACCCUGCUAUAGUUACGGAGGCCACAGUCAUAUCCUAACAUUACCGACCCAUAAGACUCAUACUAACCUUGUCCUCCUCAACCAUGAAUCUCUCAAAUCCAGUAUCUCGCUAAAUCUCUCAUCACUGUAAACCUUGACUGUCAUUUCCAAACUUCAACACCUCAUUAUCCAGACUCCUUAAAACCCUUAGUAUUGUAACCCCUGUAGUCCUUUGACCCUAAACCCUUUACCCCUUUAAGUCCCCAGUGUCCUAAACCCUUAACCUGUAACUCCCACACCCUUUUACCCAAACCCUGUUUUGGAACUAGAGCCAUAGAUAGACAGAAAGUUUGGUCAGGUUGGACUGUGGCAGCCUGUGGCUGUUUCUUCUCUAACGGGGUAUGUGAGUGGACUGCACGGCUGCUUUUUAGAAAGCUGUAGGAUUAAAGUGUUUAUAAGCACAACUCAUAACAUGCCAUAUAAAGGACAUACUCGUAAUACUAACAGCCAAAAUAUGAGGGUAAUAAGGUUUAUUGGAAAACCAUGCAAAACCCAAUCAAGGUUCAGUCUACAGCGCAAUAGAGUUUUGCUGUUAAAGUCAGAUUUGGAUAAAGGUGAUGUCAUAUUUUUUAUAGCAAAGGUAGGUUUUUUUGUCAUUUGAGUAAUACUAAUUAGUCAAGCUCUUGUCAGUUCUUUGUGGUGUUCUCUAACUCUUUAGUGGGGAGUGUUGAAAAGCAGUUUUUUGCUUCCCUCUGGUUGGAAGUUUCUCUGGUUUUAAGUCUGCUUCACUUCUGUGUGGUGUGGUCAGAAGUGCUCUGUUGCACUGUUGUAACCACGCCCAGCAGUGAUGUCACUGCGUACCGACGCACCCUUGAGUACACUACACAUCAGAGAAAUUAAAACACUUAUGUCUGAUUCAGAUUACACAAUAUCAAUUCAGUUAUAGCCUGAUCUGGCUGUUGUAGGAUGUCUGCUCGGAUCGGGAACAACAAUGAGCGUCAGCCAAAUUGAUUCCAGCUGCUGAACGUUCUCCAAAACACUACCUCUAAAUUAUUAAAUACAACCUUGCCUACUUUAUUGCUCUAUUACUGCCACACCACUUAACUUUUAUUUUGACAGAGUUGCACUCUAGCUGUGGUCCUCCACACCAGUUGCCAAGUAGCAGGAUUGCAGCACUAACAUUGGUGUUACUGUAAGACUAUAAUGAUCAAACUCUAUGUAUCUAUGGCUCUGCCCACCACUAGUUUGACCCCUACCCCGUCUUACAGCAGUGAUGUAAUGGUGACCAAGUCUAACCCCAUGAGACCCCUUGAAAAUAUAACAAAGAAAAAAAAAACGCACAAUGUAUAGUUGAUGUAUAGAUGUUGUACUAUAACUGUAUUGGACCAUCUGUAUGAUAUCUUCUAUCUGAUCUGUCUAUUGGACCAUUGUGUUGAUGCUACUGUACUAUAGACCACACGCACUACAAUAUCACCCAAACCAGAGACAUUUGGGCUGGUUCUGGCACUCCUGGGGGCUCCAGCGGCUCCAGUCGUUGUCACUUGUUAGUAAUAGGUAACUGUCUAAUAGUCAUAGUAUAUAGUUGAACCUCCUUCAUCUCAACAUAAAGAAAAAUUGACAACUGGAGCUGUCUGAGCCGUCCCUGGCCAGUUUUACUUGUGCUAGACCAAUCAAAAAAUUUGGCUACCUCAGUGCCAGAACCAACCCACAUCAUUGCCGGGCGGUUCCCGGCCCAGCUCUGGCCCAGAACCCUAUAUCUGAGAGUUGUGCCACUGAAUUUACUGGAGGCCUCGAUAAGUUGUAAAAGGAGACCCUCCUCAUUGAAGCAGGAGACUCCGCCCUCCUCCACGUCCAAUAGCAGCUCUGUUAGUUUUAGAAAACAUCUUUUUGGUUCACUUCACUCUCCACUGUGGUUCAACAGAAGAUUUUAAUAUGAUGCCAAGAGUUUAAUGUUUAUAUUUUAAUAUAAGAUUGGAGAUGUGCAGCACUGUCUGGGUAAACUAAUGUUUGAGAUGACUGUUGCCCUGUUAGCAAAGCUAUAACUAACAAUUGUUUUUAUUAUUGUCUUAUCUGAGGAGAGAAUUCCUGUACACUCACUGUCCUAUUACUUGCAAUUACCUUUAUUUAAAUACGCAACACUUAAGCGCUCAGACUUUCAUCAUGCAAAGUGAAGAAACAAAGUACAUUCCCAAACACGUAUGCUCUGUGUUCCUUUACUUUACCUGAUACAGAAGCAUUGUGUUUUUAAAUAGAGUUUAUUGCAAGUAAUAGGACAGUGUGUGGGAAUUCUCUUCUCUUACCUAUGGACAUUUUACUCUUACACAUCUGUCUACAAGUUAUUGAAGGUGUGAAUGAGCCUCCAUGUUCUACUUUUUGUCUAUAAAAUUACAUAAAUUUGUCACUAUUUAGCAGAGGGCAAGGUGACUUCUCCAGCCAAUUAUCCAACACCAAAAAUCUUUUGGUUUUGGACAAAAGCAAAUAUCAUUUGGCAAAAGACACUCAGUUUACAUUGCUGUAAAACAGCAAAUCUUCACAUUUGAGAAGCUGAAACCAACACAUAUUUGACAUUUUUGCAUGACAAUGUUUCAAUUGAUUAUCAAAAGUGUUUACGAGCGAAGCUGUUGCAUGUUUGACAUGACUGUUAGCACGCUGUUAAAGCACUGGAUAUAUGAGCUCUAACUUAUUAAGUUUGCGAUCUAGCCUGUCUUACCCCAGAAAAUCUUUUUACCAUAACUAAAAUUUUGAUUUCAGAAAAUCACAUUUUACACACAACACUCUGUUUGCUGGCUCACUCAGUAGCUAACUUUGCUACCUUGAAGCAAUAAUUUUGACUCCUCCAAGCUUGUUGGCAGAUUUGAUUUUACAGUCAGUCUAAAGUCAUGUGAGGAAAUGAGGCUACUUGUAGUUCAAUUAAUGCUAAAUUCUAAAUGGCUACCAUGGCAUUGCAUUUUUUAUCAGGCAUCAAAAUGUUCUGUUGUCCACAGUGGAGUGAAUAGAUAGUAAUGAGGUGAGAAGAACAUGACAUGCGACAGUGGUCAUGAGCUGGUUUCAAACCAGUGAUGUCGCAAGAACUCGGCACGUGCCUUAGCCCGAUGAGCUACCAGGGCGCCACAGGAGAUGAGAUUUUAAUGAGAUUUUAACUUUUUUUUAAGCUUUUUUCCCCCUCUUUGUUUCCUGCUUUGAAUGUUCAGUAAUAUUUAAAAAACAGGAAACAGCUAAAAUUUUAACUUUUCUUGGCAACAACAUACACUUUUGGAAAGUAUAAAUCAAAUAACCAGAGGCUGGAAAAAAUAAAUAAAUACAUAAAUCCAGAUGUCAUCAGUGUCCCACCUGAGCUGGAUGUAAGGUUCUGGGCAGGCCAGUGUAAUUCUGUACUGCUGUUGUUUCUCUAUGGACUGUACUGUGAUACUGCCUUAGGAACCUAACAUCAUAACACCACAAUACUGCUCACUGAGGGAGAGGUGGAGAGGGGGAGGAGGAAGGAAACAUGAGAUGUCUUAAAUGUAGGUACUUUUGACUGCAAAUUUCUGUUCUACAGUGCACCUGAAAUCAGGAAGAAUUGAGAUUGCAUAUGCUAAAAUUUUCUGUUUAAAGCUAUAUAUAAAAACAUUUUUAAGGCUGCAAGUAAUAUUUUCAAUUAACUAAUGAAUCAUUUGGUUUAUAAAAUGACUGAAAAGUUACUUCAAAUUGCCUCUUUUUUUUUCAACUAACAAUUCAAAAUCAAAAGAUACUGAAUUUGCAAUAAUAUAAAACAGAGAAAGAAUAUUACUGUUUAAAUUAUCCAAUCAGUAAUAUUAAUUUUAUGUGGAACAGCUUAUUCUUCAUUUCAGCACCCAAAUUUUCCGCAUCUUGACUUUAUAGACUCAAAGGUGAUCUGAAAACACU